CAACCCGUUUGCGUCGACGUCCUGCUGGCGAAUGCCGGAAACAACGAUGCUCGUAGCUUGCGACAUCAAAUUCGGUACAGCGAUGAUAUGUCGACUGCGAUGGCAAAAUGUGGUCGUAGUCCGGUCACUAUGACGUUUGGAUGACCAUGUUGAGCAGAGUGAUGACUCGCUCAUAAGCUCGACAAUGAUAUGUCUCUCUGUUAUCGUCGACAUUUAAGACCAACCUUGAAAUCAACAGAAUCAUUCCUCCCAGAACACUCGACAAAGCCAGUCUGAAUCAGAUACUCUUUCCAUAGCCCACCUGCAUUACCUCGAAGAUGGCAGGCCUCAUCAACGCUGUGAGGACGACGUUCUCAGAGAACUUGGGUGGUGUUGCACAAGCUCUAGCACCAGCAGCGACCAGAUUUGCAAUUGCAGACGUUCCAGAUCAGACCGGAAAGGUUGCUGUUGUCACAGGUGGCAGUCAAGGUAUUGGGUAUGGUGUCACUCAUACCCUACUCAACAAGAAUAUCGCCAAAAUCUUCAUCCUAUCCGGUUCCAAGGAUGUCGUCGACAAGGCCUUAGAUGCUGUACGCGAAGAACUCGGCGAAGAUGCAGCCAAGCGUACCCAAUGGGUGCAAUGUGACCUCGGUGACUGGAAGCGCACGACUGAAGCCGCCAAGGAGAUCGCAGCAGCCACGGAUCGCCUUGACAUCCUGGUCAACAACGCUGGCCGCGGCAUCAUGACCUUCGAAUUGACCGAUGACGGCCUUGAUCGCCACAUGGCCGUCAACCACAUGGGCCACGUCGUUCUCACUGCACAUCUCCUACCAUUACUGAAGAAAACCGCCGAGCAAGGCCACACCGUCCGCAUCACCAACCAGGCAUCCAACCUCCACACCAACAGCCCCUUCGAGACCAAAUUCGCCAACGUCGAAGAGCUGAACAAGGACUAUGGACCCAACGCCCAGUACGGCCGAUCCAAGCUCGCCGCCAUCCUCUACAGCCGCUUCCUCGCCCGCCACCUCACGGCCGUCCAACCGCGCAUCCUGGUCAACGCCACUCACCCGGGCAUCGUCGAGACCAAACAGACCCGCGAAGACAUCCACGAGGCCUUCCCGCUGGCCGGAUACGCGAUGAGCGUCGGCAUGCAGCCGUUCCGGAAAAGCCAGUUCGACGGUGCGCUGUCGACGCUCUACGCCGCCACCAAGGCGGAGAAUUCGGGCGAAUAUAUCUGCCCGCCGGCGGCGGUUGAGGCUGGUAGUCAGCAGUCUCAGGACGAGGAGCUCCAGGAGCAGUUGAUGAGGUUGACCGCUCAGCUGAUCAAGGAGAAGAUUGGUCAGGAUCUGCCCUCUGAGCUUCAAGCCAAAUGAGGUAGAAGGUUCCCUCAAGCGCAACGUACGAUCGGACUGUAUUAUAGUGAUGAGAUAUGAUAGAAUUUGCAUUGUGAUCGAAAAAUAAAUCGCUCAUUAGUUUGAGAAAAUAUCGUCUGCCCUCU
Molecule: messenger RNA, 1477 nt
Organism: Dissoconium aciculare CBS 342.82
Lineage: Eukaryota; Fungi; Ascomycota; Dothideomycetes; Mycosphaerellales; Dissoconiaceae
Product: NAD(P)-binding protein
Exons: 1
Coding region: 318-1352 (344 amino acids)
Source: RefSeq, a predicted model, not a curated record